GAAUUCUUCUUAUUCUAGUUCAACAUUCAGAAUCAACAUCUGAAAAUCUUGCUGCUCCUCAUUUGACCAGUGCAGAAUCAUCAGGAAUGAAUAGAAAUCAACAAGAUGAAAAACAAUUGCAUCAAGAUUCCCAGUCACAAUUUAUAGAAAAUAUAUCUUGUCUAGAAAAACUUGGAGCUGAUAUGGAACAUAUUUUAAGAAAUGGUUUUUCUUGGUGGGGCUAUUUUGUUGCUGAACAUCCAAUUUCUGUUAUGCUAUGCUCAUUGUUAAUUAGUUUGGUUUUGGCCUCUGGACUGUUGUUUAAUUUUACUGUCACUACUGACCCAGUUGAUCUCUGGGUUUCAUCAAACAGUGAAGCACGUCAGAACAUGGAAUACUUUAAUAGACACUUUGACCCCUUUUAUAGAGUUGAACAUUUAAUUAUUACUCCAAAUGAUCAGAGUAAAUUCUUUCAACCUGCUGUGAAAAAUUUUAAAUUACAAAACUUUACAUGGGGACCCAUAUUUAGAAAAGACUUCUUAAUCCAGGUGUUGCAGCUUCAAAAUGACAUAGAAAAUAUUGUUGCUGAAUUUGAAGAUAAGAAUAUUACUUUAGAAGAUAUAUGUUUGGCUCCAUUAUCUCCUAUUAGCAAACACUGUGCUAUUCAAAGCAUAUUUGCUUACUUUCAGAAUGACUUAACAAAAUUAAUUAAUUCACCUGACUAUUUGAGUCAUUUUCUAGAAUGUUCAGUAAACAAAGCUCUGCCUGACUGUUUUGCUCCAUAUGGUGGACCAUUACAAUCUGUAGAAGCUGCUUUAGGAGGUUUUCAAGAUACUCAAUAUAAUACUGCAGAGGCAAUUGUAAUUACUAUUCCUGUGAAGAAUUUUUAUGAGAAAGAUUUGAAUAUGAAAGCUUUGGCCUGGGAGAAAAAGUUUCUUGAGUACAUGAAAAAGUAUAAUAAUUCAAAUAUGACUGUUGCAUACAAGGCAGAGCGAUCAAUAGAAGAUGAAUUGGAAAGAGGAAGUCAUUCUGAUAUUUUGACUGUUGCGAUCAGUUACAUCAUUAUGUUUGUAUAUAUAGCAGUAGCACUUGGUGAAGUGAACAGUUGCAGUCGUAUUUUAGUUGAUUCCAAAAUUUCCCUUGGACUUGCAGGCGUUCUCAUUGUAUUAGUAUCUGUUGUAUCAUCAUUGGGAAUAUUUUGUUAUUUUGAAGUGCCAGCUACAUUGAUUAUUAUUGAAGUAAUCCCUUUCCUUGUAUUGGCUGUGGGUGUAGAUAAUAUUUUUAUUCUUGUACAAGCUUUUCAGAGAGAUGAACGUUUACCUGAGGAAAAAUUGCCUGAUCAGAUUGGGCGUGUUGUUGGAGAUGUAGCACCAAGUAUGAUGUUGUCUAGUCUGUCUAUGUCCAGCUGUUUUUUUAUUGGUGCUGUUACAGAUAUGCCUGCUGUGAAAUUAUUUGCCUUAUAUGCUGGUGUUGCAUUAUUAAUAAAUUUCUUUCUUCAGAUGACUUGUUUUCUUGGAUUAUUUACAUUAGAUUCAUAUCGACAGGAGAAUAAUAGGUAUGAUGUCUGUUGGUGUAUACAGUCUUCAAAAAAAGAGAAAAAUUUGCUUAUAUCUAAAGGCUUACUAUACAAAUGUUUCAAGAACUUCUAUGCACCUUUAUUAAUGAGGACAGAAGUAAAAGUACUUGUAUUGAUAUCAUUUUUGGCUUGGCUAUGUUCCUCACUUGCUGUGAUUGAUAAACUAGAUAUUGGAUUUGAUCAAGAACUUUCCAUGCCAGAGGAUUCGUAUAUGCUCAGGUAUUUUGAAUAUUUGAAUCAGUUUUUGUCAGUUGGUCCUCCUGUAUUUUUUGUAAUUACUGGUGGAUACAAUUACUCAGACAAAGAUGCUCAAAAUAAAAUAUGUGCUAGCCAGGGAUGUGAUGAUGAUUCAAUCAUGGCCCAAUUGAAGUGGAUGGCAGACAGAAGUAAUCGGUAA
Centruroides sculpturatus (bark scorpion) is the source of this 1952-nucleotide messenger RNA. Its product is annotated as Niemann-Pick C1 protein-like. The record is from RefSeq and is a predicted model, not a curated record. The transcript has 12 exons. The coding region runs from base 87 to 1952 and encodes 621 amino acids. NCBI's taxonomy places the organism in Eukaryota, Metazoa, Arthropoda, Arachnida, Scorpiones, Buthidae.